AUGCCUUGCCCAGCAUCAAUCUAUGAAGAUAAUCAAGGAGACAAUAUGAAUGAUUUCUAUUUGAAUUCAAGCAGAAGAAGUUUUGAGAAUUAAGAUCUUAAUUUAAGCAGAAGUAGCAUGAGAGAUAGCAACAAGAAGCUACAUGAGUAUGUUGAGCAAAUGAUAACUAUUGACAAGAAUGAAGCCAAUAUGCUUGGACUAGUCCCUGCUAAUGACUUGUAGAAAUCAACUUAUUCAGAGAACAAAGACUUGGCCCUUAUCAACGAGUAACCAAGUGAAUAAGAGCACUCUACUCUUAACUAAAUGAACUUAAUAAACUAGUUUGGCUCAAAGCAAAUUGAGAAUAAUUGUGAAAGCUCAGAAUUAAAUUCUGCUAUGAAUGAUGCUGAAAUUAAAAGCAAUUUUCCUAUUAAUAAUAUUGAGGAGAAUUAAAAUUAAUCCCAAAUUAAUAAUGUCAGCUAAAUUUCAAUAGUACCUAGUCCAUAAAUAGGUCCAUAGAAGUAAAUUUCAAAAAAUUUAACUUCUAGGAAAUCUAAUGUUCAGCAGAUGAAGACUAUCUCAGAGAAACCAGAGAUUGGAAGAAAAAUAUUUCACAAUCAGAAAUUCCCUAAAUAGGAGAAGUCUGAGAUUUCUGGUAGAAAAUCUGACUAUUAAUAAAGAAGAUUUAAUACUUAGAUUUUAGCAGAAAAAUAAUAAUCUAAAAAUGAGACAAACCCGCAAUUCAAGCCUAAGAGAAACGCCUGCGAAAUUUGCAAAGUUGAGUUCAAAAUCUAUGAUCCUUAAAUGCAAAUGAUGUGUGGGCAUAGAUGCCAUCCUAAAUGUGUCAAGGAUUUGAUUGGUCAAAAAAACUAGACCAAAAUUGGAGAAGUUAUAAGAAAGUAAAACCCAAUCUUAAGUAAUUAGAGUGAAAAGGAGAAUCAAGGAAAUUAUUAAAAUAACAAUCAUUUUAUAAAGCCAAAGUUGAUAAAAGGCGAGAAGUUUGAUGCCAAGAGUUUGUUUCAGAGUGUUAAAUGUGAUGACUGUUCUAAAUAAUAGUGA
Stylonychia lemnae is the source of this 1038-nucleotide messenger RNA. The record is from the annotation of a GenBank genome assembly. NCBI's taxonomy places the organism in Eukaryota, Ciliophora, Spirotrichea, Sporadotrichida, Oxytrichidae.